Messenger RNA from Poecilia latipinna (sailfin molly), 1118 nucleotides. RefSeq names its product calmodulin 1a (gene calm1a). Gene Ontology annotation, cellular component: myosin II complex. Gene Ontology annotation, molecular function: calcium ion binding. The record is from RefSeq and is a predicted model, not a curated record. Lineage: Eukaryota; Metazoa; Chordata; Actinopteri; Cyprinodontiformes; Poeciliidae. The coding region runs from base 106 to 555 and encodes 149 amino acids. The transcript has 6 exons.
GCCUCGUCUCCCCGCCUUUAGCUAGCAGCAGCAACGCUCAGUGGCACCCGUCCAUUUCCUCUCUCCUCAACCGCCGGCAGGCUAACAGCUCUAACUCCCACAGACAUGGCCGACCAACUAACAGAAGAGCAGAUUGCUGAAUUCAAGGAGGCCUUCUCCUUGUUUGAUAAAGAUGGAGAUGGUACCAUCACCACCAAAGAGCUGGGCACAGUCAUGAGGUCACUGGGUCAAAACCCAACUGAAGCUGAACUCCAGGAUAUGAUCAAUGAGGUGGAUGCGGAUGGCAAUGGGACUAUCGACUUCCCCGAGUUUCUAACUAUGAUGGCACGAAAAAUGAAGGACACAGACAGUGAGGAGGAGAUCCGGGAGGCCUUCAGAGUCUUUGAUAAGGAUGGUAAUGGAUACAUCAGUGCAGCAGAGCUCCGUCACGUAAUGACCAACCUGGGAGAGAAGCUUACGGACGAAGAGGUCGACGAGAUGAUAAGGGAGGCCGACAUCGACGGCGAUGGACAAGUCAAUUAUGAAGAGUUUGUUCAGAUGAUGACCGCCAAAUGAACUGAACUUACAAAGAAUCAGUCAAAUGUUUCACUUACCUCUUAUUGCAAAAAUCUACAUUUAAUCAUGCUGUUCUGUAUAGACAAUUUAAACUGAAUGUUGGAAUACUGAAAAUCUGUCCAUAUAAACAAGUUCAAAAAAAGGUAAAGGUAAAAAAAAAAAAAAAAAUCCAAUAAUCUGCAUGUACUGGCUUGUAUUCCCCAUCCCCUCCGUGCUGAGCUGACCAAUCACAUCUCGGCUCGUUAGACGAGCAGCCUCGUGCAGCCAGCUAGUUCAGCCGCUGCUCCUCUGCUUCUUGGUUCCAUCUGCCUGAUGUCAUGAUGAUUUGGGCGGGUCAACUGCCUUUUCUUCUAUAAAGUCCUGUUGUUUUACUUUCCCUUCAUGCAUGCAGCGUUAACAUGGGUUACUGUUGAGAUCUCGGUGACAGAAAGCUGUCGUUGGACCUCAGAGGAGGAAAGGGGUGGAUGGGAGGGAGCGAACCAAUGGGACGUUCGCUUGGCUAAAUAAAGUCGGUGACUGAUAUUUUUAAGAAAAAUUAAAAUGGAAUAAACAACUAAUUUUAA